This is a messenger RNA of Suillus paluster, 153 nucleotides long. RefSeq lists its product as uncharacterized. The record is from RefSeq and is a predicted model, not a curated record. Gene Ontology annotation, cellular component: membrane; endoplasmic reticulum. The transcript has a single exon. NCBI's taxonomy places the organism in Eukaryota, Fungi, Basidiomycota, Agaricomycetes, Boletales, Suillaceae. Gene Ontology annotation, biological process: GPI anchor biosynthetic process. The annotation marks the transcript as partial.
CGACGACAUAAUAUGCUAAGGAAUCGGACGGAUCCUUGGGACUACAAUGUCGACCAGCUCCUGCUGGGGACCAUGCUCUUCACACUCGUCACUUAUCUCUUUCCCACCAUUCUGGUGUACUAUAUCUUAUUCGCCACAGCAAGUCUCAGCGUG